UGGUGUCCCGCUCCGCUGUGCCGAGCACGAACGCUGCCGAGGCCCCCGCCGGGUCCUGCCUGUGCAGUUGGUCGCCCGCUGCGGUGGGCAUCGUCCUUCUCCCAGCCGGGCCCGACGGAGAGCGACCCCAGCGAGGGACAGGUCUUCCUCAGCGAGAGCUGCGUGAAGAGGCUGCUGGAGAUCACAGAAGGCUCAGAGUUUCUCAGGCUACAGGUGGAAGGAGGUGGCUGCUCUGGAUUCCAGUACAAGUUUUCCUUGGACACAGUUAUCAAUCCUGAUGACAGGGUGUUUGAACAAGGUGGUGCCCGUGUGGUCGUGGAUGUGGACAGCCUGGCCUUUGUGAAAGGUUCCAUGGUGGACUUCAGCCAGGAGCUGAUUCGCAGCUCCUUCCAGGUGGUGAGCAACCCCCAGGCAGAGAAGGGUUGCUCAUGUGGGACUUCCUUCUCCGUCAAAUUCUGAUUGGACUUCCCAUGGAUGGACACUGUCUGCAGACACUUCCUAGCAGUCUUCAGAGGGUUUUUGCUUGUUCUUUUCCUAGCUGCUCCCUCUCAUAUCCCUUACCCUGUAACACAGCUGUUACACAUGACUCCA
Balearica regulorum gibbericeps (East African grey crowned-crane) is the source of this 591-nucleotide messenger RNA. The record is from RefSeq and is a predicted model, not a curated record. Lineage: Eukaryota; Metazoa; Chordata; Aves; Gruiformes; Gruidae.